AAAUGUGAAACUCAAACCCAAAUGAUAAGAAUGGCGGGAAGAAUUUCUAAAUCAAAAGCAUUUUUAGAAGUUAUCGAACAAUUUCCAGAACCCAUGAAAAUUUUCAUGACAAUGCAGUUAAAACAUGGAAAAAGGCCAAGGGGACGAAAAUAUUCAUUAAAAGAGAAAAUACUUUGUUUGACGAUUUUGAAACAAAGCCCUAAAGGCUAUAAUCUACUUAAAAAGCUGUUUGUUCUGCCUUCUAAGAGAACAUUACAAAAACUUUUAAGUUAUGUAGUUAUGAAGCCAGGAAUUAAUUUACAUAUUAUAGAGAAUUUAAAGAAAGCAGUGAGAAAACUACCAAUGGAGAAAAGGUUGUGCAGUCUUAUUUUCGAUGAAGUUGCUUUAUCACCUGGUCUCUAUUAUAAUACUUCCUGUAAAGAAAUAAUUGGAUUUGAAGACUUUGGUUACAAAAAAACGAAGAAAAUAGCUGACCAUGCAUUAGUGAUUAUGAUUAAAAGCAUCAAGGGAAAAUUUAAGCAGCCCAUUUCAUUUACUUUUUGUCAAAGUGCCACUAAAAAGGAUGAUUUAAAAAUUCUUAUAAAAGAAUCCAUAAGAGCUAUUUCUUCAACAGGCUUAAAAAUUAUUUGCACCGUGUGUGACCAGUCUACCACGAAUAUGAGCACAAUUAAAAGUUUACAUGAGGACACUGUGCAGGAAUAUGUAAAAAAGGGUGAAGAGUUUAAAAGUGACAGCUUUGAAGUUGAUGGCAUCAAAAUAUUUCCUCUCUUUGACCCACCACACCUCUUAAAAGGUAUAAGAAAUAAUUUAUUACUUAAGAAUUUAAGAUUCAUUGAAAAUGGUAUCGUUAAAGUGGGUAAAUGGGAACAUUUACUGAUGUUUAUGGAAAAAGAUGACGAAGAGGAUGAAUUAAGACUAGUCAAUAAAUUGACUGAUUCACAUGUUAUAAAAGAAAAAAUACCAAAAAUAAAAGUAAAGUAUGCUGCACAGGUGUUCAGCCAAAGAUUAUCAAAUGCUAUUAAAUUUUGCACUAAACAUGGAAUCCUUCCAAAAGAAUGUGAAGACACAGCAGAUUUGCUACGUAUAAUGGACCAGCUAUUUGAUUCGUUCAAUGGACAUAAUUAUAAAGAUAGCAGCAAAAAGUUUAGGUGUUGCCUAAAAAAUGGUUCGCCACAUUUUAAAUUAUGGGAGCAGGUAUUACCCGUCUUAAGGUCAAUGGGCUAUGAAAAAAAAAUGAAAAAUGGUACCACAGUAUAUGAAAAAGUUCCGUCUAUAAAGAAUUUUAUACAUAAUAUUCGCAUAUAUAGAGAAAUGUGGACCUUUUUACAAAAUAACUUUAACGUGACAAGCCUGCUCCCACGAAACUUAAAUCAAGAUCCGCUUGAAAACUUUUUUUGUAAAAUUCGCAGUAAUGGUGUGAGAAACACAAACCCUACGUGUGAUCAAUUUAUAAAUUCUUAUAAAACUUUAAUUAUCAACAGCUUCGGAACCCCCCAUUCUGUAAACGCCAACUGUGAGGACGACAAUAAUGUUUUAUUUAAAUCAAUGGAAAAUUUCUUACAGAAAGAAACUUGCGCUGACAAAAAUGAAAGUCGUAAAAAUGUGCAAAGUAUAAAUUUAUUAUUAGAAGAGUUAGAGACUCCUAUCCAGCCCAGCCAAGAGACCGGUAAAAAUUUUAUUAAUAAAGAAACAAAAAAAUAUGUGGCGGGCUGGAUAUUAAAAAAAGCAAGAAUAGUUUUUAAAAAAUGUCCUGUUUGCACCGAGUCGCUAAUUUCAAAAAAAAAACAAGAUGCUUCAUAUAUAUAUGAAAGGGACUACACCAAAAAGUCGUUACAUUACCCAAGUAAUGAAUUUUCAAUAUUGAUGAAAGAUGUGUUUCAUUCAAUCGCUCGGUGCAUGCAGGAAUCACCGGAGUCUCGACUAUUAGCCAAUGAAAUAAAGUUUCACAUUGAAAUGUACUGCGAUUUUAAUAUAGUUUUAAAAUGUCCAACGCAUUUUUCUAAAUUAAAAGAAUUUAUCAUUGCAUUGUCAAUAAAACUUAUUGUUAACAGUUGGUGUAUGGGGGUAAAUAAAAUAUUAAAAGGUAAAAUGGCGAAAUUUAAUGAAAAUGAUUUUAUUAAAACACACGCAUACCAGUACUAUAAAAUACAUUCUAAAUAUAAAAGUAAAUAAAUA
Molecule: messenger RNA, 2175 nt
Organism: Bicyclus anynana (squinting bush brown)
Lineage: Eukaryota; Metazoa; Arthropoda; Insecta; Lepidoptera; Nymphalidae
Exons: 2
Coding region: 22-2172 (716 amino acids)
Source: RefSeq, a predicted model, not a curated record